GGCCAAGCAUUCAUACUGCCUACCUACCUACCUUACUCCAGCAUCGAUACCGCACUACAUCUCUCUCGCUGCAGCAUUCAAACACAUCAUCUGCCAUGCCUGGCAGGGCUGGCUCAGACGGGCCCACCGUCUCCAUGUCGUUCGCGAACAAUUUCUGGGGCAAAGAUGACGCUGGCGUCGACCCUCUCUUGCAGCGUAUGCAUAAUGCCAAGGUCACGAGCGACGAACUCAAGGCAUUCUACACAGCGCGUGCUUCGAUCGAAGACGAAUACGCGAAGAAGCUCCUCAGCCUGGCGCGGAAGCCUCUUGGAUCUGUCGAGACAGGGACCCUUCGAAUGUCGCUGGACGUCGUGCGGGGCGAGGUGGAGUCCAUGGGGAAAGCACAUCAGCAUAUCGCUCAACAGAUGCGUGGGGAGUUGGAAGAGCCGCUCAUUGUAUUCACAGGUGGUAUCAAGGAGCGAAGGAAGAUCAUACAGACUGGCAUUGAAAAGCUGCUCAAGACCAAGAACCAACAGACCGCCGUCGUGAAUAAGACGCGAGACCGCUUCGAGCAAGACUGCCUCAAGAUCAAGGGUUACCUGGCUCAAGGCCAUAUGGUCAUGGGGCAGGAAGAGCGCAAGAACAAAGCCAAGCUGGAGAAGACGCAGAUUCAAAUGUCGGCAAACAGCACCGAAUACGAACAAGCGGUGAAGAUCCUGGAGGAGACAACUGGCAGAUGGAACCGCGAGUGGAAGGCAGCCUGCGAUAAGUUUCAAGACCUGGAGGAAGAACGACUGGACUAUUUCAAGAGCAGUCUGUGGUCUUUUGCCAACAUUUCCAGUACUGUGUGUGUCAGCGACGACCAGUCUUGCGAGAAGGUCAGGCUGUCACUCGAAGACUGCGAAGUUGAGAAGGAUAUCGGUGGCUUUAUCAAGGACUUCGGCACAGGGCAAGAGAUUCCAGAUCCACCAAAGUACAUCAAUUUCUGCCGGGGAGACCUGGACGAUGUCAUUUCCAACCAUGAGUCCGAGGACGAGAACUACUCAGUCGCCCAGUUUGCGCGGACGAUGAACCCGACCUUCAGGACAUCUUCACCCCAGCCGAGCACAUUCGAAUCACAUCAUGACCCGGACUCCAGCCUCCGCGAAGAGAUGGGCAUUCCGAAAGCCCGAACCACGUCUGUCCAGCUAGAGGACACAUUCUCUGCAAAGGCUCGCAGCUCCCAUGGAAGUGCUGCAGCGCCUCCCCCACUGGUACCAAGCAAUGUCUCCUCAGUAGCUUCCAAUCCUUAUGAGAGCAUUCCCCAGAUUCCGCACAACCCGUAUCCAGCAGAUGGCAUGACGCAGUUCUGUCGACCAGGUAUGGGUCCUCCAUCGGAGCGCAGCUCAAUUCCAUCUCCCAUCAGACCUGGCAGCCGCGAGAGCCAAGGUGGCCACAGUGACUAUUCUGCUCCAACUUCAUUCUCUAGCAUGGAACCGACCAGUGGUGCAGCGUCCCCGACAAAGGGGUACGGCUACAAUGGAUCUAAUCUAUCCGGAGUGUCGAGUAUGUCUGGCGGUCCACCGGAAGAACGGUCUGUACAGAAAAAGAAGAGUGGCUUCUUCAACAGUCCUUUCAAGCGACGAGCAAGUACCAAGCGCAAAGAUGAACCUCAGCCAGCCGCGCCGGCGCCUGCACCAACCGGACGGAACACAUGGACUCCAGCGACAAUGCGCAAGGCCGAGAGUGCCGGGAGCAGUCCAGUCAAGCCGUUCGCAGCGCAAAACAGGUCAAGCACUUGGGGCAACAAGCAGCCUUCUGUCAGUCCAGAUCCCGAUGUUGAUCCUCGUGCCGACUAUCAACUGGGUAUUGGAAACAAUGUCUUCGACGUUGCUCACCCUACCAAGAAGCCACCCGUCAGAAGUAAGACCGAGAGUGAACUUGAUCCUAUCGCACAGGCCCUUGCAGAUUUGAAAGGGGUCACAAAGCAAGCUUCAACACGACAGUCUGCCGACCGCCACUAUGGCAUGUCUACUCCAGCUCCAGGCACAGAUGCUGCAGAACGAGGCGUUCCUGCUCCUUUCGCAGGAAAUGGCAAUAGAGGCACGCCACCCCCAGGCUAUACGCCAGCAAGCAGUUUAGGAGCCCCACCACCAGCGCAUACUAAACGAGAGAUGCAAAAGACUGCCGAGCAGUGGGGCACUCAGAAGCGUAAUAUGUUCAGUGCUGGUGCGUCUCGCCCUGGCAGCAGCAUGGGCCAGACAGCACGCGCUCCGUCCCCUGGACCACCACGAGCCGCAAGCCCUCGACCAUUCCAUAGUGGUGAUCAGCGCACACAGCCACAAUACCGCGCUGCAUCACCGAACCCGUACGUGGCACCUCGAGCAGCGUCUCCCAACCCAUAUGCAGGUGCUCCUCCAUCAGCUGCAAGGCCUCGAGCACAAUCCAACAGUCCUGUGAAGCCGCAGUACUCUGGACAAUUUCAGGGAGGGGCCUCACCAGUAUAUCCCGUUGCUCGUGCUGCUUCGCCAAACCCAGCCUACAACAGACCAGCGACAAGUGCAGGAGGCUCGGCUGGUCGACCGUCCAGUAGUCGCGGCUCCGAUCAUGCUGGUGGCGCCAUGGUCCUUGCUCCCGUUAGCCAGGACCCAUACGGGUCGCAGCGUGGCGGGCGUCCGGUCAGCCAUUACUACCCAGAGAACAGCGGCAACCAAGUCUCUUCUCAUGUCAGGAGUCAGAGCCAAGGAACACAAAGACAAUACACAAAGGACGGACGUCCGAUUCUGCAUUACUCUCGCGCCAUGUACAUGUAUCAAGCUGCGAUCCCAGAGGAGCUGUCAUUCAGCAAGGGCGACAUUCUGGCCGUAACCCGCCACCAAGACGACGGUUGGUGGGAAGCGGAAGUCAAUGGACGACUGGGACUGGUGCCGAGCAACUAUCUUAAGAAUUGUUAGGGACUGAUGAUGAGAUCGAGAACCCUGGGAAGUAAGCGCAAGGCGAGAUGGGAGGCCCUCUGCAAGGAUAAUGCACAUGAGAUUGGAAUGCCACGACAUCAGUUUGAAAGGGUUUGUUAUGGAGCUGGUGUGCCGGGGGACUAACUGCAAGCAAGCAAGCGUACAUGACAUUUUUUUCUUCGUUGCCUCUUCUUUGUGUUGCUUUCACAUAGCUUGUAUUGAAGGGUUCGUUCGUUGUAUAAAUUUAUUCUCCUUUAUAUUUUCUUUCCGAGCAUCACGACUGGGUACUGUAGGUAGGCUACGUUAUGGCUUGAAUGUAGGUAGUCGUGCCGCGAAUCCGCCGCCACUUGACGCCAGCUGAAUGCAUGCCCGCUGAAUAAAGAGAAGAAGAAGAUGCGUGGUAGGUAGGUAGGUAGUCAUACAAUCGUUGAAACUCGUAAAAUCAUUCUGUCUGUGACUUGAGGAGACAUUCUCCCCUUGAACCUCUCGCACCUGGCUGAGAUGGAUGACAUGCAUUGUGCAGCAAGAAAAAUCACUUCUUCUCCUGUAAUUCAGACUCCGUUCUGGGUAAUGGAACCUGCGCGGGUUCGGGCUGAUGCAGCGUCUUCUCCAGCUCGGCCUGAGUCGUUGCAUCAUCCUCGUUAUCGGAAGCGGAGACCUCAAUGUCUCCAUCUUCUUCCUCUUCUUCGAUAAUCUGGCUGCUGGCGGCAGAAGACUCGUUUGCCAGACGGACUUCUUUGCCGCGUUUAUGACAAUACCAGAAGACAAACAUCAGGAUGAAUACAGCCAGAGAGAGGACGACGUUCGUUGCGGAAGCGAGGAAGGGGAACCGGGUGGUUAAGAAUGUCACGGUAUUCCGCAACAUGGUUGCCACGACGCCUUCUUUACUCAUCAGCUUCUUCAAACCUGGUAUCGUACGCUUUUUCUUCUUCUUGUUAUUGUUCUCAACAUUGCUCGAGCUGGAUGUCGACGAGCCCUCGGCUGCCAUCUUGGCUUCCAUGUCAGCACCAGGCUUCGCACUCGCUGCAGCCAUAAUUUCUGGUGCAAGCGUGGUGCCAAUCUUGGCCGGUAGGCUCUUCACAAGCGUUUGCACGAACGGAGGCAUGGUCUUGAAUUGCUUUUCAAGAGUCGGUCCCGCCUCGCGCAUGAGCUUGUCCAUGUCAUCAUAGGCCGUCGGAACUCCGUUGAUUGUAUCCUUGAGCACUUGCGCAAAGCGCCCAUAGAACUUUUGUGUCUCUUGGUUGAAGGCGAACACGCGGUUGUUGAUGGCUGACAUGUUGAGGUUGUCCAGCAGGACAGAGACCUCCCUUUCUUCUUUUUCUCUCGUCUUCUCCUCGUUGAUAGUACCAUCUUCGUUGUAGACUGGUUGGGGCGUUGCAUCCUUGUCCUUUGACCACGUCCAGGACUCGGGCCAGGAAGGAAGAGAAUUGGAGAGAACGAGGUUCGAGGCAUACUCGCCCCAUGUUCGUUCUUGGCCUCCGGAAGCGUCUCCUGUGGUAUCCUUCUGCGAUGCAAUGGUCCCUUCUUCACUUGUACCCUCUUUCUUCGUAGGCUGGAGUUUGGCUGGCAGAUACGAGGUCCAUGUCUUCUUCUCAGGCGUGCUAGCUGCAUCCUUGUCGCCAUCCAGCUUUACGGCUGAGUUCCAGCCUCGCGUCGUCGCUUCUGCCUCCUCCUGACUGGGCAGCUCAAAGCUCUUCCUCGCUUCCUUUUUGACUGGCGCAUCCACCGACUUUGGCUGUGUCUCUGGCACGACAAUAUUGCCUUCUGCUGCUUUCGCCUCUGCUGGCGUGGCGUCCUUUACUUCUCCUUCAUCGCUGAUCUUGGCGACGUCAGCGGGUCGAGGUGGUAGAUCGGGCUUUGGGCCUUCGUCCUGUGACAGGUGCCGCUCCAAGAACUUUUCGUCCUCAUCCUUCAGUACCGGUUGUGUUGGGUUCGUUUUCUCGAGUUCUUCCUGGUUCUUCUUUGCUCUCGCGAACGACGGCAGCGUGAAGUAGGACGACAUGCCGUGGAUACAACAACGCCUUGGAGGUUGUACAGCAAUUCGGGGGCGGCGGGGAGUGAGUUGGUAGGUU
Messenger RNA from Sphaerulina musiva SO2202, 4984 nucleotides. RefSeq lists its product as uncharacterized. NCBI's taxonomy places the organism in Eukaryota, Fungi, Ascomycota, Dothideomycetes, Mycosphaerellales, Mycosphaerellaceae. Gene Ontology annotation, molecular function: phospholipid binding; protein binding. The record is from RefSeq and is a predicted model, not a curated record. Gene Ontology annotation, biological process: cytoskeleton organization. The transcript has 5 exons. Gene Ontology annotation, cellular component: cell division site; plasma membrane; cytoplasm. The coding region runs from base 96 to 2912 and encodes 938 amino acids.